CCCACUCCACCCGUACCCAACCAACGCAUUAACUUUUCUCUUCUUCCUUCUCGUCUCUCUCUCUCUCUCUCUCUGAAAAUUUUCAAAAAUCCCCAGUAUCAGAAACGGAGAUAGAAGAAAGGACAGGGACCGACACGGUCGCAAUGGAAUCAAGCGUGGCCAAGCGGCUGUGGCAGAUCGUACGGGCGGUGUACUACAUGAUCCGUAAGGGAAUCUCCAAGCGCAAGCUGUUGCUGUUGGACCUCCACCACCUCCUCGACCGCGGCAAGAUCGCCGGAAAAGCCCUCGGCAACCUUAUGACCUUCCAUCACCACCACCACCACCACCACCACGGCGACGCCUCUGCCUUCUCGGGGUUCUCUUGCCGGUCCUUGGAUCCCAACCUCUCCUACUACAACCCCCGGGAGGUGGAGUUCAGCUGCAGCAACACCCCCGCCCAUCCUUCCUUCCUCACCGCCAAGCGAAAGCAUAGCCACCGCCACGACUUCUACAACUACGACGUCGCCGCCGUCGCAAAGGCCUUCGAGAUCCUCAACUCCGAGGAAUCGGAUACGGAGUCGCUAAUGGCAUCACCCUCACCAGCCCCGAUUUGGAGCAGCUUCGGUAGGAGCCCGGCGGUGGUGCGGCAGCUGAGGAUAACCGACUCGCCGUUCCCGAUAAGGGAGGAGGAGGAGGCCGACGGAUACGUGGAUCGGGCGGCGGAGGAGUUCAUUAGGAGGUUCUACGAGCAGCUUCGCCUCCAGAGAAGCGUCGCGGCCACACCGGAGUAUACAUUCCCCCGCGAGCCGCUGGUCGGCCGAGCUUGAGAUGGCCAUGGAUGGUUAAUUACUUGAGCUGAUUUAUGUGAAUAAAUAAAUUAUAAAUAGGGUACGAUGCAAAUCUAUGUUGUUUACCUCGCUUCGCUUUCUAGUAAUUGCUUUGGUUGUUGGAGAGGAUGGAAGGUGCAGUUGUUCAUGACUCAAGUGCUGAGCUUUCUAUUUCUCUUGCACCUUUUUCUCUACUAGUUUGUUUUCUUUAGGGACCUUUUUCUCUACUUUGUUUGUUUUCUUUAGAGGCUUUAUAAGAUCAACCCCUAUUUAGAUGCUUAUUUUCA
Elaeis guineensis (African oil palm) is the source of this 1093-nucleotide messenger RNA. RefSeq lists its product as uncharacterized. Lineage: Eukaryota; Viridiplantae; Streptophyta; Magnoliopsida; Arecales; Arecaceae. The record is from RefSeq and is a predicted model, not a curated record.